CUCCCAGACUUCCUCCAUCUUCCCAUCAAUGCCCGAUGAUCACUCCUCUUUCUCUUUGUCUUUGUUUUUCUUUUUCUUUUUCUAUUGCUCUUUCUUUCUUUCCUUUGGCAUGAGGAGACAAGCAGCUGUCACCUGAGUUAUUGUUGCAGUUCGCCGGAAAUCCAAGCAGAACAGCCGGUCAGCCGUGUUUGGCUUGGGACCUUCAGUACGAAGGAAGAAGCUGCCUGAACGGGCUCAAUUUUGCUUCUCGAUUCGAACCUAAAACAAAAGGGGCGGAUUGCCAAAGCCCUGGACAGGAGCCGCCCUCGCCAGAAAUUUUGCCCUCAGCCAGAGUUCGCCGCAGAUCCCAGCAAGAGGAACUGCUUUUGUAUUCGAGUUUGUUCCCACAAUCCCACAACCCACUUACCUGAAUAUAGAGACGAUUUACUUCAAUUUGAACAAUCCCAGGUUGCGGUGUUUUUGUCUCAUCUAACAAAUCCUGGAUGCCAACCAGAAUUUGCUUCACGUACUGUAAUCCGACACUGGAGGGUAUAGUAAAACUUACAAUCACUACUUUUUUGGAAAAGAAAAAAAGGACUCCAAGUUUGAAUUAGAUCAUGCAGAACAAGCAAGCAAUGUACAUACAGUCUCUUCAUCGAGGACACAUAGGAAAACUGUGCCAAAAGGAUAGAUGUUCGGGUGGAAGAAUCCUACGGGGAAUUUGCACUUUGGCGGUUUGAGUGGGUAGUCUUCACCGAAGUGCAUUGUCAAAGGGUAAUGACCACCUGCCUAAAUUGUCUGCAAGCUGAAUAAUUAUCAAUCAUUCAGAUCCAGGUACCUAAGGGGGGUGUCCUCAACUGCGAUUUUAAAGGAUUUUAAAUGAUUGUAGAUUCUAUGCAUUUUAAAUGAAUUCUACAGAUUCCAUGAGAUUCAUAUGGAAUUCUAUGGAAUUUUAUUUCAUGGAAUCAUAUGGAUUUCAAUAGAUUUUAAUAGAUUUGUAAUACAAGCCGGUGCAAACCGCUGCCCUAGUUCCCCGCCCCCACACUUGCUCAGCCGCUGCAAACCGCCGUCGUAAAAGUCAUCAGAAUAUUUUGAUAAAAUAUUUUAAUAUAAAAUAACAGUAUAUUUCAGCCCUUCAAGCCAACAAAUCCAUUUUUUAUUUGUGGUAAGAACAUAUUCAUAUACUUUUUUAUUUCAGCCCUUCAAGCCCUUCAGCCCUUCAACUAUUCCAUACUUGAAGUGAUCUAAGAGCCAAAAUCAAAGUUAGCAUGACUAAAUUCCUCCUAGGCAGUUAGGUUCACCUGAAAGAACAACUACUGUAAGUAUAAAAUUGCUGGAACUUGAAACACGAAACGUCACAUGAGAAAAUGUCAUUUUUAAAUGAAAAACAGUUGAAAUAAAUUUUAAAAGUGUCACUAACAUAAUAGUUGAGGGACCAAAAGUGUCAAAAACUCUAGUCUAAUACAAUACACCCCUAUGAAAAAAUGUCUCUUUUUUAUCUAUUAAAGUAUCUUACCCACUUCGUCUUUUUUUUUUACACACGGAGUACUAUCUUACUACGUACGGAGUAUUUGUUUAUCUUACACUACGAGGGGCAUAACGGGCAAGAGAUCGAGAGAGGAAAUGCAGAAAAGAGAGCAAGGCAAACAAAGCUCAGGGUCGGGCACCGCCCCCACACCGGCGAAGAGAGGACGCCCAGUCGGAAGUGGAAGCAACCAAGUUGCUGCGGCAGCGGCCGCUGCAGCCGCUGCCGCAGCUGCAGCCACUGAUUCAGCUGCAGCUCCAACACUCGCUGGUCCCUCCCUACAAGUACACCCCCUCUUCACUGAGCUGAAUUACAAAAGGAUUGUUCUUGCUCUUCAAAGCGGGUUGAAAAGUGAGCUGACAUGGGCAUUCAAUACUCUCACAUUGCUGUCAUUCAAAGAAAAAGAUGAAGUUCGCAGAGAUGCUACCCCUCUUUCGAAAAUUCCCGGGUUGCUCGACGCUUUACUUCAAGUCAUAGAUGACUGGCGUGAUAUAGCCUUACCAAGGGUGCAUGUGAAAGAACCUAGGGUGAGACUCUUGGGUGCAAAUUCUCUUGUUACUGGAUUCGGAAAUAAAAAUGAUGCUUUGGGGCAAAAUAAUUUAGUUUCCAUUCAAAGCUCUGCAACUGGAUCUGGAUCUUCUAUCAAAGAGACAUCUAUUAAAAAGACUUCUCAUCGUUCUGGUUGGUGGUUUGAAGAAGAAGGCCUGUUCAGUUUGGAUGAGGAAGGGAGAGCUGAAAAGCAACAAUGUGCUGUUGUGGCCUCUAAUAUUAUUCGCAAUUUCUCUUUCAUGGCAGAUAAUGAAACUAUCAUGGCUCAGCAUCGACAUUGUGUGGAAACCCUAUUUAUUUGUCUUGAGGACUAUGUUGUAGAGGAUGAGGAGCUUGUGACGAAUGUGCUUGAAACUAUUGUUAAUUUGUCCCAUUUGCUAGAUCUUCGAAUAUUUAGUUCAUCAAAACCUUCUGUACUUAACAUGAGAGAGAACCGUGCUGUCCAGGCUAUCAUGGGAAUGCUGGGAUCUUCUCUCAAAGCCUGGCAUUGUGGGGCUGCAGAAUUGAUUGGUCGUCUGAUUUUAAAUCCCGAUAAUGAACCAUUCUUUCUUCCUUUUGCUUUACAGAUAUAUAAAAGGUUGGUCGAUAUCAUGAGCCUUCCUGCGAACGAUGCUCAAGCUGCUGCUGUGGGUGCAUUGUACAACCUUGUGGAAGUAAAUAUGGACUGCAGACUGAAACUUGCUAGUGAACGAUGGGCAAUUGAUAGGUUAUUGAAAGUCAUAAAGUCACCACACCCAGUAUCAGAAGUUUGCAGGAAGGCAGCCUCAAUUCUGGAGAGCCUAGUGGCAGAGCCCCAAAACAAGCCCCUUCUGCUCGUCUUUGAAACCGCUUUCACUGAGAUUCUCUUUGCUGAUGGAAAGCAUUCUGAUAUAUUUGCAAGGAUACUCUGUGAGCUAACAUCACGGCCAGGCAAAGCCACACUAGCUCGAGGUAUUUGGGGCAUGUAACUUCUAAUAUCUCCUCUGUUUUGCUGGUGUGAUACCAAGACCCAUUUUGUUACUCCCAGUUAGUUUCACUUGUGCUUUACUCCAUGAAUAAUACUCCGUACAUAAGAUAAAGCAAGUGUAAAUCAUAACAAGAGAAUUAGAAUGUUUUGUAUUUUUCAAGUGGCAGGUAGCUUGAAAUUUAAGUCCUCUCUACACUAGGAGCCCGUUUGGUGACCCAGUUUUUCGGCUUAAUCGGGCUUAUGGGCCAACUUUUUCACCAAACACACCACUUUUGAUUUCGUGCAUUGAAUUGUGUAAUAAUAAGAAAAAGUAAUGUUUGAGUUACUUUUCUAGCUGUAUUGGCUGAAUUUACUAUAGAGGACCAUUUUGGCUAUUUUUCCAUAUAAUUUUUUCUUUAUUUUAUUAAUAAAAUAUAUUGCAAAUAUAAUUUUUUUUAUAAAUCGGAAGAAUCAACUAAUCCAGUUACUUCAGUCAGAACUUCAUAAAUUUCAGCAAAAUAAGCCGAUUCGUCCAAUUUCGGUAUCACCAAACGGGCUCUAGAUCUCAUUCAUCUGAAAGGAUUCUUAUAUUUUAUGAGUUUUUUCGCGCAUAUACCUGAUAUGAAUGUAAUGCGCCUGAAUGUAAUUCCAUUUUAG
Cuscuta epithymum is the source of this 3635-nucleotide messenger RNA. Lineage: Eukaryota; Viridiplantae; Streptophyta; Magnoliopsida; Solanales; Convolvulaceae. The record is from the annotation of a GenBank genome assembly.